AUGAAGGCCGCCGCCCUCUUCUCCCUCCUCCCCCUCGCCUCCGGCAAGAUCCUAUGGGACGGCCGCUUCAACGACCUCAACUCCUCAACCGACCUCAACAAGUGGUCUUGGGCGAACCAGGUCGGGCCGUACCAGUACUACAUCCACGGCUCAGGCGACGUCACUAAAUACGUCAACCUGUCGCCGGAUUACAAGAACCCGGCCGACACGGCGUCCAAGCAGGGCGUCAAGAUCACGCUCGAUAGCACGGCGUACUGGAACGGGCAGAACAUGCGCCGUACAGAGCUGAUUCCGCAGACCAAGGCGGCCAUCAACUCGGGCAAAGUGUGGUACCACUUCUCCAUCAUGCGCAAGGACACGAAUGCGCCGAGCAUCUACCGCGAACACCAGAUUGCCUUCUUCGAGAGCCACUUCACCGAGCUGAAGAGCGGGUGGAUCAGCGGGGAGAGCGCGACGAGCAACGCGAACCUGCAGUUCAUGGUGCAGCAGAAGAGCCUGUGGAAGGCGGAGUGGAAGGCCGGUGUGUGGCACAACGUGGCGUACGAGAUUAACUUCUCCAGCGGCAGCGUUGGCUUCUGGCACUCUGAGGGCAGCGCGCCCCUCACGCAGGUCGUGGCUCCGGUCUCUGCCUCGACGUCGUCGAACGGUGCGGACUGGCACUUGGGCGUUCUGGAACUGCCCCGUGACGGGUACCCGGACAGCAACGAGGACUUUUACUUCUCGGGCGUUUAUGUCGAGGAUACUGCCAUCACGACCUCCGUCACUGGACCUGCUGCUUAA
Messenger RNA from Colletotrichum chrysophilum, 780 nucleotides. RefSeq lists its product as uncharacterized. The transcript is spliced from 3 exons. Lineage: Eukaryota; Fungi; Ascomycota; Sordariomycetes; Glomerellales; Glomerellaceae. The coding region runs from base 1 to 780 and encodes 259 amino acids. The record is from RefSeq and is a predicted model, not a curated record.